CAAAAAAAGAAUAAGUACUCAGCUCCCGAGAAACUCUGGCGAAGGGCGGCUAAUAAUAGACGGGAUGCCCAACUGCUGCGGCGGCGGGUGCCGCGAGUUGCGCGCCAGCGCCGGCUGCGAGGCUUACCAGCCGCUCCAGCAGCACCGGCCGUCUUUGUUGCAGCAGCAACUGCCGGGACUCGGGGGCUACGGGGGCAGCAGCCUCUGGCUGUUGAGGCAGGAGGCCAGGCCUCGCACGCCCAAGGAUCACGUGCGCAAGCUCAGCGUGCGAUACGACGCUGUGAGGCCUGCCGGGGCUAAGGAAAGCGAGCAGUUGACGCCACAUCGCCAUCUGCCAGGAAGUCUGCGCAGCUCGUUGCAGUUGACGCACAGCGGCGGCGGUAGUACAGGCCAGCAUCGUCACCACCAGUUGCAGCAGCAAGCCGGCGAGCAUCCCCACAGACAUGAGCCAACGGCCUUGUGCUGCCAGGCGCCACCCCCGACGACCAACAACUGCAACACUGUGCCGCGCGGCUGUGCCCUACAUCCGCGGCUUGACCAGCCGGUGACCAAUUCAACCUCCGGUAUGGACAGCAAAAAGGUUGUCCAGGCGACGGGGUUGGUAACGAGCCCUCCCGCGCCACCUCAGCAGGGGCAACAGUUGCAGCAGCUGCCGCUCCAACUGCAACAGCAACAACCGGUCCAGCAGCCGGUACGCGGCAAAAGCGAUGGGCCGUCGAUGUCAGGGGUCCGCCGGCGGAGCGGACCCCACCAAGGCUUGCGCUCGCCCGCGGCUAAACGGCCCGUCUCGGCACCCGUCGCCCUCCAAGGCUGGCUGCACAAGCAGGGCUCGGAGGGCCUCAUGCUCUGGAAGAAGCGCUGGUUCGUCCUCUCCGAGUACUGCCUCUUUUACUACAAAGGUCCCGAGGAGGAAAAGCUCCUGGGCUCGAUCCUGCUCCCAUCCUAUCGGAUCACGGUCUGCAGGCCCGAGGACAAAGUCAACAAGAAGUUUGCAUUCAAGGCCGAGCACGCCAACAUGAGGACGUACCACUUCGCGGCCGAAACGCGCGAGAGCAUGAACCAAUGGGUCAACGCGCUCACCCUCGCCUCGCUCCUCCAGGACCCGAACCCCGGGGGAGGAGAUAAAAACAACGGGUCCGAGGGGGCGAAGCAAGCAACGGGUGACGGGGACCGUAGCGCCCGACCGAGCGUAUCCUCGAUCUCGUCCAUGAUGAACCAGAGCGCGGACGACAGCGACUCCGGCUUCCACGGGUUUCAGUCCCGCGACGAGCCCAGCCACGCGUCCAACAACAACUCCAGCCCCAACAGCGUCAACACGGGCUCCUUUCCCGGCAGCAGCGGCAACAACAGCACCACCACCACAAACAACAACAACAACAACAACAACAACACCAACAGCAGCGUCACUGCCAACAACAACCACAACAACAAUAACAAUAACAACAGUAACACGGUAACGCCGCAGCCAAUGAUGAAUGGCUGGAUGCAGCAGCAGUCGCCGCAGUACAGGCAACAUCAUCCGGACGCCCUUGGGAACAGUCCCUAUAGCCACCCGAUGAUGCAGGGGGUGAUACAACAGCAGCCCGUGCCCCACUCGCACCAGCACCAGGCGAUGCUCUACCAACACCAGCAACAACAGCUCAUCCAAUCGCACAAGCAGCAGGUGCAGAGUGUCCAGCCGAUGCCCCGCAACUACGGCCAGCCACUGUAUGCCAACGCACCCCCGAAGCCCCGCAGGCUGACCGAGAACUCGAACGACUACUCGACCCCCUCGCCCGACCCCGACUACCGUAAGUCCCCGGUCUCGCCCGACGUCAGGCUCGCCAGCAAGAGUCCCAUUUCCAUCGUCGAGUACGUCGACGCGCGCAACCCCACUCCCAUCUACGGCCAGAGGAUACCCCUGCAACCACCGGCCCCGAGGACGGACAAGUCGGGCCUGAACUACGGCUUCAACCAAGCCUCGGUCGGACAAGCCGCCGAGAGGCGCACGCCCGACACUUACGGCAGAAGCAGCGUGAAAUCGACGAGUCGACAGCAACAGAGAACCAUCAACGGGGACUACGAGGACGUGUACGGCGUUGCCCCGCCCCAGUUGUACCAGAGGCCCGCUGGACCGGUGGGCUACACUAAGGGACCCGCCCCUGCCCCCAUACCCAUACCGGUUUACGCGCCCCAACAGCAGCCGAUACAUCACACCCAGUAUUACCAAGUGCGGUAACCCUGUGUGUUUGUGGUUUUUGAUUGGACAGUGCCGGUUAUGAGGCAGCAGCAGCAGCCAAAGUCACAGCAGCCACCGAGGCCGCAUAGUGCCGAUUUUCUCGAGUACGAGUCGAACCGGAGGCCGGUCCAGACGCCCACGCAGUCGGGUAACGUCGUUGGACAGCCGAGGUGCCCCCAGAGGCCGAAAUCGAGCCUCGACAUCGUCGCCCCGUCCGAGAUCGGAGCCACUAACGACAAUUACUUCUACUCGGAGGAAAGGUACGCGGCCCAGAUGCGUCAGAGCGCCGUUUACCUGCACCAGACGCCCCAGCACCUUCAGCAGCCGCAACAACAACAACAGCCGCAGCAGCAAAAGAACCCGUCGCUGUCGAGGGCGACGACGCCGUCCAAGUCGAGCGCGAUCUCGAGGGACACCGAGUCCGGCAUCGGCACGCUAUCGGAAAUGUCGUGCGCGUCGAUUGGACGGCCCCAGAGGGACCAUACCCACCAACCCCAUCCCCUUCAGAGGCACACGGAGCUAAGCACGAGCGAGGCGGCACAUCUGAGACGAUCGCUGCGCGAGACCCGAGGCCCGGCUCUGAUUCACACCGAUCACUCGCCCGGCCGUUCGUUGCCUCGCGACUACGAGUCGACGGGCGCUCGAGCGGCUCACGUGGCGGCGAGCGGAGCUGGCAGCAGACGCUGGUCCGAGUCGCAGCAGCAGCAGUUCGCUAGAUCGGCAAGCGCGAGGCUGCCGCGCAACAGGCAUCCCGCGGCCAUCAUCGACUACGACGACGACGACGAGGACGAUUACGCGGAAAAGUCAUCCGGGCAGGACUCGAGGGAUGGUGAGCGCAAGAUUCAACAGCGCGAAGAGUCAAUGAAGCGCUUACUGGAGUGGAAGCAGCGCAUGCUGCAGUCGCCGCUGACGCGAAAGCCAAACGUCGCCCCGGCCCAGCGUCAGCAACAGCACACCAACGAUCUGGCCAAUUGUUACAAGCAGCAAACCCUCCUGGAGUUGGCUGCCCACGAGGCCGCCCUGGCAGAGCAGCAAGCGGCCGUCAACAGGCAUGCCUCCCGUAGACGCGACGACGCCCACCACAGACCCCACCAUCCCCGGAGCAAGAGCACGGACGCGAGGAAAAGUGGGGCUGCGCCCCAUCACAGCGCCCUGCCACGGUACAGCAGCUACAGCAGCGACGACGAAGAGUUAAGCGACGUCCGCCGGAAACGCACACGCAGGCCUCCACAUACAGGCAGAAGCCCCCGAGGUUUCGAGAAGGAGCCGGCCCAUUCAUCGUCACCCGCGAACUGCCAGCCGUUCCAACAACGACAAUCACCUUCGCCGAUCAUCAGCGUAAAGCCACAACCGUCGUUGCACCGGCCGUCUCCUCGGCCCGAAUUCGGCAGCUCUGCCCCCCUAGACACGGGUUACGAAGAAAUGUCGUUCCCACCAACGAACCCUCCAACUCCCUACGUCAAUCCUCAAAGACCAACCUCCAAGCUCGACACCUACCCCAUACGGGAAGCAAAUAAGCCGGCACGUCCACAGCAGGUAACUCCCAAAAAGCCACUCGGUAUCCUCAAAACCUCUGGAUCGUACUCGAGUAAUCAUCCGAGCACUCGUCAUGAGACCGGUAGACACAGUUCAUUGGCUAGUUACGUGCCCAGUGAGACUUGGCCACACGUGCAAAAAAACGUGCAGUGGAAUUCAAGCAACGACGAAGACAACAAGGCGGACUUUGAUUCCAACAUCGACGAGAGCCAAGUGGUCAAAGAAUUUUCGUACCAGUACAUUAGGCAGGAUGACGCGAAAGAAAGCGGGACCGAGCCGAUGAAAAGUGAUUCGGUUAAUCUCGUGCAAAGUCGAAUACGAUCGUUCGAGGGCAACAAGGAGCAGCAUUCGAGUCCCGAGAAAAGUAACAAUGGAAUGCAGGAACCAUUGAAAAUGUCACCACCUCAAACGGCAACCGAAGCUCAAGUGUCUCGUUUGGUUGAUUCGCCUCGCAAAUCGAGCGCAGGUGUGAUCCGCGACUUUGCUUUGGGUGACCCAAGAGCUCAAAAAGCCGAGUCCGUUGCGAAGGAAUCGGACGAUGACGACGCGAAACUGACGGAUCGUAAUAAAUCGGUUAAGGAUUUGCUUGCCGAUUUCGAAAGAAAGUCUCAGCAGCAGCAGGACCAUGAGCAACACAAGCAACAAAAGGAGUCGAAAUGUCGUGGCGAUGGGGAAACUCAUAUGUAUGAGAUGGGAAGUGAUUUCGAACAGUUGGAAAAGAGUUGCGAUGAGAAGGAGCCUGACCAAAUCGUGCCCAAUUACAAAGAGUCUGCCAGUAUGGAGAAACCCCUUGAGGUUCGACGUGGAUCUGUCAAGUCGUCGAUUGAUUUGUCCUCGUCAAAUAUUCAUUCGCACGAAAUAAACGUCGACGAAACUAUUAAUCCAGCUUUUACACGAUUGAGCGUGACGGAAUCUUUGGUGACUCAUGGAGAUCGGCUGUCGGGAGAAAGUGACAACGCUAGUCCGAUCCCCAAGCAAAUCGAAGAUCCAAAUUUGGAGGAGCACUACCUCCCGAUGACACCGAGGAAAGCCAUAUUAGAUCCUAAUAACGAGGACAGACCGAUGCCAAAAAUGAUGGAAAGCCUAUUUGCGAAUCUGGGAGAGGAAAGCUCGUACGUAGAAAUGACGCAGAACGGAAGUUCGCGUUCGCUUUUUGCACCGGACAGUGGUGCUAGUAGUGGGGGAAAACAAGAUUACAGUGAUUAUUCAACUUUGUAUAAUACACAUUACGAGUUUGUUUGCGUGGCUGAUAACAAAAUGGAACCGGUUUACAUGGAAGUUAGUCAACUCCAAGCCGAGGAGACCAAAAAGAACCCAUCGAUACUAAAAAGUUCGAUGAAAAGAAAAGAAUCAGCGAGCGAAGUUUCACAGAACGCCAGAGCUGGUCUUCCCGAUAUCCUCACAGCUUUAAAGUCAGACAGUUCAGACGCCGAUGACGAAUCUUCGAAAGAUUUAGAUUCAAUCGAUGCUCCACGCCAUCCACGUUUCAGCUUGUCCGACACCUUCAGGCCGGCUUCUUACUACCUGGGGGCUAGUCAGACACUCAUUGCUGAACUCCACGACUCGUCGGACAGUGAAUUGGUAUCGCCUCCACCGAUACCAACGUCACCACCACCGUUGGAUGAUCUUGAUUCGUUAGAAAUGCAAGAUUCUCUAGAGAUGAAGAAAAUGUGCUCCCAAGUCUCGCACCACGACUACAACAGCCAGGAGGAUUCGCCUAAAUCCUGGAAUAAACCUGCCGCUCAGGUAGAAGUACGAAGAUCGCCGUCCCGGUACUCGGAUGCGACGAUAAACUCAACAUUCCACGACAGUCGGAUGUCUCUAGAAAGCGCUUCGGGUAGUGAUUCCGUGGAACUAAGGAACCCCGAGGAAGAGGCCAGACAUCGUCAGUUGAAGAGGCGCCCGGUCAGUGAUGACAUGUGCGAGGUUCUCGAUAGUUUGGAUGAGCUAGAAUCUUUGGGAAGCCGCUUCGAUGGUACCAGUAUCGAUCUAGAUCAGUACCUCGAAGAAUUACAAGCUAGAGAUGCUUUCAACGUUGAUCUUUAUACCAAAGAUCUAAGUUAUAACAGCAUUUACGGUCUGAAUGAAAACAUGCUUGUCGCUGAUAAGUUGCAAAAGUCUACCUAUCCAGACGCGAGUAAAACGGCGAUAGCAGCUACCACAGAGUCCAACAAUAGCUUGGAUCGGCCCUUUAGUUACGGCACAAGGAGUAAAACGAGUUCGGCGAGUAGUUUGCCUUCGAUGCGAGUGAGCGAAAUGCCACCUACAGGUCACCAGCAUUCACAAUCGUUUACCGGUGAUGCUCAUUACGAAAACGUUUCGAGAUUUUCACCGCUGCAUUCGUCACCCACAGCAGCUGUUGCUACGGUAUCCCCGAGGCACGACAGAGACAUGAUUUAUCAACAGCAAGAGCACAAUUAUCGAGCCAGUAAGAUCGUCCCAUCGCCUCUGGCAACAGUUGUGGCAACGCACAGCCGGGAUUCCAGUUACUCCUUCGUUUCCGGCACUGCAUCAGUGGCCAAUUAUUCAGCUCAAAGACCAGCAAGUGCUCAGUCCUCGCUGACGCAAUCUUCUCCAACGAUAGCUACCGUUCAGUCAACCAAUAGUUACAUCGAACAGCGAACAUCGCAGCAGCCACAGCCACAAUUCCACUCUCGAUCAGCGAGUCAAGAUUCAGCCCGUUAUUCCCUGUCACCAAAUCACCGUUCGUCCUCAAGCCAAGAUUCCAGCCAAUAUCCAGCUUCAACGUCCACAGUUGUUCGAGCAACGUCGAAUCCACCUCAGGGCGAUCAAGGAGGAGCACCGUACUACUACUCCGAUCUCCAAGCCACCAACGCCGAGUCUCAAAGGUCUGAGGUUCUUCAACACCCAAGGCCCUGUGCCAUAGCUCAAACUUCAAGAUUGCCACAGCUCAACAACCAGAGAGGAGAUUCUGGGCCCAACAAACGCAACGACAUCGGUAGGAUAAUCAACCCGAUCGUGCGUCAAAUGCCUCGGCAAAUACAAGUUGAUGGGAUCGAUGAAGCGAGACGCAUAGCUGCAGAGUUGAAGAGAACGACGUGUCAAUUGCUGGCAGAGGACAAGGCUACGCUAGUCGAUCAAAGAAACUUUUACGAGGCAGAUACAUUGAGAAGGGUCAAGUCAACGGACCCCGUUUCCGAAGGAUCUUCGAACGCCUUCAACGCGAGGAACCUCUUUCCUCAUGGCUUCAAGGACAAAUCCGGCAGCCAAACUCAACUGAGUGCGGACAACCCGGCCGGCAACGAAUUCCCAAGUACUUCGCAAGCAUCUCAUAGAAGAUCCAGAUCGUUGGAAGGUCUACUCGAUGAUGCCGGCCUGCAAGCUCUCGUCGAACAAAGAAACAUGGCAAGCAGACAACAACAACAACAACAACAACAACAACAGCGUGAGCAAGCUCAAGUUGUGACUCAACAAGCACAGCCGCAAUUGGAAACGCUUGGCACAAGCCUCGCGGCGGAAGCCGGUACCGGUUCGCCUGCCGACGGAAACCAAACCUUCCAAGUCGGGGAUCCUUGGGAACAGGACAGCCUAUGGCGGGAGAGUCUCCGUAGGGUCAGUCUACGUCACGCCCGAUCCCUCGACAAUCUGGACACACCGGCCUCGGCUAGAAACGCGACCUCUGCCGAAACGCAAAACAGAGGCCGGGCAAAGAUAACCAGAGGAGUCACCUACGUGAACGACAGCGUGGUCAACUCGGUCGAACGGCUUAGAGCGAAACGGCGAAGCGACGAGAGCAACAAUGGGGACAACGAAAACGGCAACAACACCCCGGAGGCGAGCACCUCGUUGCCGAACGCCGACGAGGAGGACGAUGCGUACGAGAGCCUAGCCAUGGACCGCAUCGGGGCUGGAGGAUACAUCUGGGAUCCGGAGAACGAGGCGUACCGCAAACCCGACACCAGCCCGCAAAACCAAAGUAGUCGGCAUUUUUUAGCGGAAGGCAACCCUGUCCCGGCAGCAGUUCGCAGCCAACACCGGUUGAAGCAUCAACAGCAGCCAUCGACAGCAGCAGACAACGGCAACAGCUUCGAGCUCGAUCGCGAGAAGCUGCGCCAAUGGGAUCUGCUGUCGAGCGCCUGCUCACUCCAGGAACAGCAGCAGCAGCGCACCUCGAUGGCGCUGGGGGAUGGAUGCAGCAGCACACCGGGACGAGGGUUGCCAGUCGCAACAGUUUCGUCAGCAGCAGCUACCGGCUGCGCGAGCGGCGCAGACGCUUCGUCGAGGCCGCAGCUGGAGUCAAAGACGACGAAGAUGACGAUGACCACGAAAAGCGAGGGGAUGAAGGAGUUGGUGGAAGCGGUGGGUCGUAGCAACGGAGCAGGUGAGUGGCUCUACCGGAGUGGUGCUGGGCUCGCGUACAAGAAGUGA
Molecule: messenger RNA, 8143 nt
Organism: Copidosoma floridanum
Lineage: Eukaryota; Metazoa; Arthropoda; Insecta; Hymenoptera; Encyrtidae
Source: RefSeq, a predicted model, not a curated record